This is a messenger RNA of Folsomia candida, 3967 nucleotides long. RefSeq lists its product as uncharacterized. Gene Ontology annotation, biological process: protein phosphorylation. The record is from RefSeq and is a predicted model, not a curated record. The transcript has 7 exons. Gene Ontology annotation, molecular function: protein kinase activity; ATP binding. The coding region runs from base 236 to 1732 and encodes 498 amino acids. Lineage: Eukaryota; Metazoa; Arthropoda; Collembola; Entomobryomorpha; Isotomidae.
UUCUCGUAAUGGUAGAGACAGUAUGCGUGUCAGAUGGACCAUGUGGGAUGGGUUCAUGAACACAAAGCGAAUAGAGUUGUUAUACAAAUAUGUUGGGAAGUGACUCCAUUUAUAUAUAUAUGUUGAACGUGUGGUAAAUUAUUCACUCCGUUCUUGCCAAAAUAUAUUUUUUCAGUUUUGUCAAUUAAUUCUCCUUUCUACACUUCAUAAUUUUCGGUGGUGCCCAUCAAUUGAAAUGAACACGGACCGGAAACGUCGAAAGGAUCGAGAUUUGCAAGACCUACCAGAAAAAGCUAAACGGUUUUUGGAAAAAUAUCCUGGCAUUGUGGCGGCGUGCAGGACGUUACAUUUAAAGGAGAGUAGGGAAAGUUCCGUGUCUUGUAGUACUGGGGAGGAUCAUGUCAUUUAUUUCCAGCCUUUCAUGGAGGAAGCGAUGAUAUUGGAGGGUAAGGUUGAGAUAUUAACGACCCACUGGGCUCAGGCCUUUCUUCAGUUUCCAUUAUCAAAGAUUGCUGAGGUACUUUGUUGCGCUAUAUUUUCGCGGGUAGAUUUAAUCCAAAGGGACAAAGUUGACAGGGUCGAUCAGUUACCAAGCAUUAAAAGGGUGGCCAUUCUGAGAGCAGCGAAAUGGAUGCUAACUAAAAAUCAGAAUCCUUGGUCCUAUGAACCAACUGAAUGGCCAAAUAAAGAAGAAACGGUUAUAAUUGAGUCAACUUUUCAGACAUUUAAGUCUGUUUAUCACGAGGAUCAAUAUGUCAGUUUGCCAACCAUUUUAAAGGUUGACAGAUCUAAUGCAAUAUCCAGUGAGUCCUCCAACUCUAAAGUUCAGCAAGGUUCCGUAACCAUGGUAACCGAGACGAAUGAUAGCCCGACAGUUAACCCGUUUGAUCCUAGCAGUGUGGACGACGCUAUGGAAAAAACAUUCCGUCAGCUUGACUAUAGUAAAACUUUUACCAGAAUAAUCCAGCUGGACAAAUUGGGUUUAAUCCCGUCCCUCGGAAAUUAUGCACAAACUGUGCAAGCACUCACAAAACUCACGAUCCCACAUAACACGGACUACUUUGUGGAUGCCGUUCAAUUUUCGGCGAAACGCUGGAAGGCAGCCAAACUGUGCGGGACAAGUAUUGAAAAAUGUGCGGUCAAACUUUUCGGUAAAUAUUGGCGUUUACAUUGCCUAAAUUCGGGAGGACAAUUAUUCAACUUUGAGGAUGUCUGCCCUGUUAAACGGUUAGCCAUUUAUCGUGCCGCAAAGUUUUUAACUGUACACACGACCGAUUUAAAUGUCACGUUUGACUCAGCCAUACCGGAACAUAACAUUUUCCCUACGGAACAAGAAAUCCAUCAAAUCUCGACUACCAUCACGCAAACUUAUUCUGGUCGCGAAGCCAUGCUGGAUCAUUCUUCUAUUAAAGAUGUAUAUCCCAAUUCUGAAAAAACUUGGAAACCAUCCGGUCACCUCAUCCCUCAGCGAAUGAUUGGAAAGGGAUCCUUUGGCUCUGUAUGGGCCGCCGAAGGACAGGAUAAACAAAUGUUUGCCAUCAAAGUAAUAACUCAAUUUAAGGAGCCACUAAUUUGCCAAAUCAAACAAGACACCCUGAUAAAUAACAUUUCCACUUAUUCAAAUCCGAACGUGGUCCGAUAUUACGAGUUCUGGACAGAACCCGGUGAAAAGAGUAUGCCUGGAGACGAGGCCACCUCUGCAUUGCUAUACAUGCAGGGGCUUGUUGCAUAAAGAUAAUAUUGACAAAAUGUCAUGACAAUUUCCAAAAUUGUCAUGAUUUCCGUUGCAUAUAAUUGACAUUGACAAUUGACAGCGACAGGAGAUUUUUGGCUGUCAUGACAUAAAAUUGUCAGAAUAAUUUCAAAGGUUUGUUGCAUAGAAUUUAACUUGACAAAAACUUGUAAAAUUGUCAGAAAAAUUCGACAGGACUAUUUUCCUCUGUCAAAUCUUAUUUCAUCGUUGUUACUCUUAAUAAAUUAAUGCAAAUCGUAUCUUUUUUAAACUGCAUUAUAUUACUUAAUUAAUGAGAAAUUUAUACUCUUAUUGGUUUAGUUGAUGCAUUUAAAAAAAAUCCAAUUUUAACCGGUGGGGGUCAUAUAGGUCGGGUAGGGUCAUUGAUGCAGAAUUCGAAAAAGUCGUAGAAGGCUGAAAUUUGGCACAAUGACCCCAAUGGAGGUAUAAAUUCGGAAUAUAGAGUAAAACUUCAACAUUUUAUGACUGAAGGGACUAUAGGGUGAUCCCCACCGAUUUUCAAAAAUUUUCUUAAAUAGCUGAAAUUUGGCACGAGAUCCCUAAAUUAGGGUUACGAUUGGUAAAAACCAAGUUUACCAGGGCGGUGGGAAAAAGUGCCCUUUUCCCAUUUUUACCAUCCACCCAAAAUAGGUGGGAAAUGGGAUAAAUGGGAAAAACUGGAAAAACGCUGUUUUUGGGGGUGAUUCAAAACAACUUUUUUAAAACUUAAUAUUUUCAAAACCCAAAUUUAUAGUCGUGUUCUCCAUUAAAUUCUGAGAAAAAAAGUGGGUAAUACGGUUGAAUUCGGAUAAUUUUAAAAAUUCACAUGUAUUCUUAUGAGAAAUCAGCAAAACAAUCAAAACUGUUCAAAAGUGGCCGUGUGCCGUGUCGUAUAUCAAAAUUUUCGGAAUUUCAUGGAGAUUACGAAUAUGCAAAAAUAUUCCGAAAAUACUAAUUAUUAAAGAAGUUAGGUUUUUUCAUAACUAAAUGCAUGGAAAGCUGAUUUUUCCCGUUUUGGACGGUAAAAACCACUUUUUCCCAUUUUCCACCUGUCCUGGGAAAAAAUAGUUUUGGACGGGAAAAACGAAACCCUAUAAUGUAAGAAUAUGAAGCUAAAUUCAAGAAUAUUUUUCUCAUAAGGCUCAAACAGUGCGAAACACUCUGAAUUUUGAAAUCAAUUUUGCAUACAUGAGAAAAUUAUUGACGAAAGUUUUGUCAAAAGUAGAGAAUACUCGUCCGAUAACGGAAGAAUGCUCUGAGAAGUAACUUACGUAUGCGAAUGAUGCAUAGUAAGAUUCUGGCCAAAGUGGAUAAUUCUAUAAUUAUAUUCACACAAUUUUCUUGUUGUCAAGGGAUAUGGUGACAGGUACCUGUCAAACUUUGACAGAGGUCAAAUUCUUGUCAAACUGUCAAUGAAUUUUAUAUGAAACAGCAAUAAAUUGUAAUUGUCGUUGUCGCCCUGUAAUUGUCGCCCUGUCAACUGUCAUUGUAACACUUUUAUGCAACAGGCCCCAGAUGGAAUUAUGCGAUGGUGAUCUUGCUCAAUUUUUAGGGAAGGAAAAGCAUCAGAUUAGUGUUCCACUUAAAGCGGAUAUUAUUCGACAAAUAUCUGCCGGGCUAGAUUAUCUACAUACGACGGUCCAAAUUAUCCACGGGGAUUUAAAACCUCUCAAUAUUUUCUAUACUAGAUUACAGGAGGACAGGGUAGUUUUUAAGAUUGGUGAUUUCGCUCUGUCUGGGAACUUUGGAUGCAGGGAUGACGUAGUGUCGGCACGUAACCUAGUGUCGACACCGCUAUACCGAGCCCCAGAAUUAGAGGUUGCAGGGGGACUGCAAAAUUACACUUUCGCUUCGGACAUUUAUUCUUUAGGGUUAAUAUUUUGCGAGGUAUUACACCACUUUGAGCGGGAUGAGAAACGAAGUAUAUUUCAUCAUAUAAAAUACGAUGGGGGACAAGGAGUUGAAUCUUAUUUGGCUGGUUUAUUUAAGGAGCUAAAUUUAAGUGAGGUGCAAUUGUCAGGUGGGUCGAUGGGUGGGAUCGACCAACUCUUGGUGAGAAUGCUAAGCCAAAUAAGUAAACUGAGGCCGACAUCUGGAGAGAUUGUAGCAGUCUUGGAAACCAGCGAUAAGUUGGAGGAGAAUGCCGCGAAAUUUAUGUAAAAAUGUACUACAAAAUAUAUUAUAUUGUACUUCAAUCUGCACAUGCGUAUUUAAUAAAAUUAUAUUGAGGUUGAA